Messenger RNA from Drosophila innubila, 695 nucleotides. RefSeq lists its product as uncharacterized. The record is from RefSeq and is a predicted model, not a curated record. Bases 13 to 609 code for a protein of 198 amino acids. Lineage: Eukaryota; Metazoa; Arthropoda; Insecta; Diptera; Drosophilidae. The transcript has 2 exons.
UCGCUUAACAUCAUGUACCCAAUGAUGCGUUUCACAUUGUUAUGUUAUUUUCUAAUUUUGGGCGUUGUGAAGGGCGAAGCAAGAAUGCUGCCAGCAAGAGAUCAAGAGAUAAUUAAUGAAUUAAAGACGCUUGGCGACAAUCUUCUUAAUGAGACUUUAAAUUCGGAAUUGAACAGCAGAAUAACUGUGGCCCAAUUGAUAAUAGAUUCUAAUGUUGCACAACCAUCUGUCAUAGAAGGAAUGCAAGCAUUUAUAACCCAAUGGCGUCCACUCCUGUCCCGUGUGAGUGUAGAAGAUUAUGGAAGAUUUAGUGUCGAAUUUCCAGUUGCAUUGGAGCUUGAGGUUAUGGCCAAGUACAAAGAUGAGGACGGUGGACUAAACUACUAUACCAGGGGUGCCUUUAGUGCCAUAAAAGUCAAGGCUGCAACUGAGGAUAGACAACGUCUGACUGCAUACAAGGACACUGCCGUUCUGAAGAUGGCCGAAGUGAGCCAGGACACAAAACAAGCCAAUUAUUCUUUGAUGAAUGCAUUUGACGACUUUGUUAAUCAAACAAAUUUAAGUGUUCGAAAUUUCUUUACUUUUUUAAGAGCACUUAGAGAGUAUUAGACAAUAAGAGCGACUCAUAUCAGUGCCUAUUCAAUGUAUAACCAAUAAUUUGAUUGAAAAUAAAAAUUUAAAUUUCAGUUACAUUA